GAAUACAUUGAGAAGAAACUGCACGAGCUAGAGACCGGGGAGCUCCGCGCGGAACCGCUAACUGAGGUGAUCAGUCGGGACGAAGUCGAUCCCGACGUGCUACUUCCCCGCUGGAACGCUAGAGGUUCCCGCACGACAGCUCCGUCUGGUCCGGAACAGCUACGACUCCGUCUCACCGUGCUACAGAACGCCUUGAUCAUGAUCAAGCUGAAGCACCCUGGGCGGGCUGAGCUAGCAGAUGUCACCUUCGCCGUCUUCGAGCGCUACAAGGACUACCUUCUGGGAGACUACUGCUACGGCCUCCGCUCCAGUGAGGAGUCAGGCUCUCUGAUUCCGCCCUGGCCGCCAAUCCUUAGCUAUGAGCACGCUAUCCGCAAGCAUGCCUACAAGCUCAUGGCUACAGAUGGUCGCUCCUUCGGCGAUGCGCUCGCCAAGGCAUACAAAGAGGCUACUGUCAAGGAGAGGCACUUCACCACACCCCUCGCGCUACAUGCAAAGCGGCCGAACCCCUCCGUGCCCCCUCCCCCGCUAAACCCCUACCAGCGCGACCCCAAGAAGGGGAAAGGCAAACUGGGCAAGGGGAAGGACAAGCAGCCGACGAAGUUCGGCACGCUAGCAGGCACGUCCAGCCGGACCCCCGAUGGCAAGCCCAUCUGCUACCGUUUCAACGCUAAGGGGGGCUGCAAGAAGGGCGACAAGUGCCACUUCGCCCACGUGUGCCUUCACUGCUUCGCUAAGCACCCAGCCACGCAGUGUCCCACGCUAAAGAGCAAGAAGGACGACAAGCAGCAG
Symbiodinium necroappetens is the source of this 792-nucleotide messenger RNA. The record is from the annotation of a GenBank genome assembly. Lineage: Eukaryota; Dinophyceae; Suessiales; Symbiodiniaceae.